AUGUUCUACCUCUUGGCACAGAGCUCCAAUUCUAUCUGGUGUCUGAUGGGUCCAUUCUUCUGCUCGGACACCAGUGUUAGGACUGCACCAAUGAUGGAGGAGGACCGGAGUCACAUGACCGAGAGGAUACUAAACCUCACCCUGGAGAUCAUCUACCUGCUGACCGGAGAGAGUUUUCCUCUUCUGAAGUCGGAUGAGAAUAUGACCAUCACAGUGCCUCCAUGUGACUCCCUAAAGCUUGAGAGAUCCAACAUGGAGAAGAUUCUAGAAGUCACCAAGAAGAUGAUGGAGCUGCUGACGGGAGAGAGUGAAGACCUCGGGUAUAAUAACAUCGUAGUUAAAGAAGAGUACAAAGAGGAGGAUGAGGAGUACGGAGUGAUGAUAGAACUUUCUGACGGACACAAGAAUGUGAUGGACCCACCUAAUAACAUCAAUACUCCAGAGAGGUGUCCAUGUCCUUCUCCUUCUCAGGAUUCCACACAGGAAGAUUACCAUGUCUCCCAUCAUCACUACAAGAUCGAUCUGAUGCAGAUGAAAGUUGAGAGUGACGAAGAAGAGACGUAUGUGAGGGAUGAUCAGCGAUAUACGGAGGAGGCCGGAAUGAUGAGGACAUCCAUAGAGGAGGACACUCCUACAGAGAUCAGCACAGGACACGCCAUGGAGGAACCCUCAAAGGAUCGUCUGACUUUAUCUCCAGGUUGUAAGAUGGAAGAUGAGGACAUCACAGCAGAUUGUGCGGGAGAAGAGACAAUGAGCUCAGCUAUGGAUGGUGGACCUCACAGUGUGGGUAGACCAUGUAAUGUCUCUGAGCAACCUCGUACUGUGAGGGAUGGUGCCGGAAUUAAGGGGGAGAAGACAUUUUCCUGCUCUGAUUGCGGGGAAAGUUUUAGUUCUGAAUUAGGUCUUACUGUGCAUGAGAGAUCUCACACUGGUGAGGAGCUUCAUUCCUGCCCCGAGUGUGGAAAAUGUUUUCUUCAUAAAUCGGCACUCGUCAUACAUUACAGAACUCACACUGGGGAGAAGCCGUAUUCUUGUCCCCACUGCCAGAAAUGUUAUCCACGGAAUUCAGACCUGGUUAGACAUCUAAGAGCUCACACAGGAGAGAGACCAUAUUCCUGCCAUGAGUGUGGGAAAUGUUAUCUACGGAAAUCAGAACUUGUUAUACAUCAGAGGUCUCACACAGGGGAGAAGCCGUAUACCUGCCAUGAGUGUGGAAAAUGUUUUUCACAACUGGGCCAUCUUUACACUCAUAAGAGAUCUCACACAGGAGAGAAGCCAUAUGCCUGCCUUGAGUGUGGGAAAUGUUUUCCAUGGAAAUCAGACCUUGUUAUACAUCAAAGAUCUCACACAGGGGAAAAGCCAUAUGCCUGCCAUGAGUGCGGGAAAAGUUUUUCACAGCCGGGCCAUCUUUAUACCCAUAAGAGGUCUCACACGGGUGAGAAGCCGUAUUCCUGUCCUGAGUGUGGUAAAUUUUUUUCACGAAAGUCCAAUCUCACUGAACAUCAGCUAAGCCACACACGGGAAAAACUGUUUUCCUGCCCUGAGUGUGGAAAAAGUUUUCAGCGGAAAUCGGAACUUAUUGCACAUCAAAGAUCUCACUCAGGGAAGAUGCCGUAUUCCUGCUGUGAGUGUGGGAAGUGUUUUUCACGAAAGUCUAGUCUUUCCAGGCAUCAGAGAACCCACGCAACUCUGGAGACAGCUUAG
Nanorana parkeri is the source of this 1704-nucleotide messenger RNA. Its product is annotated as oocyte zinc finger protein XlCOF7.1-like. The record is from RefSeq and is a predicted model, not a curated record. Bases 1 to 1704 code for a protein of 567 amino acids. The transcript is spliced from 9 exons. Lineage: Eukaryota; Metazoa; Chordata; Amphibia; Anura; Dicroglossidae. Gene Ontology annotation, biological process: regulation of immune system process; negative regulation of transcription by RNA polymerase II; regulation of cytokine production.